Messenger RNA from Symbiodinium natans, 1344 nucleotides. The record is from the annotation of a GenBank genome assembly. NCBI's taxonomy places the organism in Eukaryota, Dinophyceae, Suessiales, Symbiodiniaceae.
AUGACUGACCUCAAAGCGGUGCUCCAGCUGACGUGCCACGGCGCCACUCUGACAUCGCUUUUGGGUUCAAAACUCUUCCGGGACCUGGGCGACGUGGUGUUGGGCUGUCGGGUGGAAGUGUCUUUCUUCGAGGAGCUGGCCCUUCCCGACGCAAGCAGGUGUCCGAAAAUGUGGGCUCCGCAACUUCCCUCCUUUGUCUGGCAGGCAUACCUGUUGGUUGCCCACUUGGGCAGCGCCAAGAGUCUCUCCACAAGGUCGGCGACGAUCACCAACUAUGGCGCCACGCUGACAUCGCUUUGGGUUCGAGACCGCUCCGGGAACCUGGGCGACGUGGUGCUGGGCUACGACACGCUCGCCGGGUAUGAGGCCCACGUGGUGUCCAUGGGUCAGACAGUCGGACGGUUUGCAAACCGCAUCGCCAAUGGGCGCUUCGUGCUGGAUGGCAAAGAAUACCGACUGGCACAGAACAAUGGCACCAACUGUUUGCAUGGAGGAGUUUGGAGCUUCGACAACCUGACCUGGGACAUUGUCAGCGCGACUGGCAGCUCCGUGCUUUUCCAGCGCGUUUCGCCGGACAUGGACGAGGGCUUCCCUGGCACGCUGACCGUUAACGUAGAGUACAGCUUGGCGUCAGCAAAGUCUGGCGAGACGGUCCUGCGGAUCAAGUACGGCGCUGAAACUGACCAAGCGACGGUGGUGAACCUCACCAACCACAGGCAGGCAGGUCAUUCCGGUGAAGCUCGGCAUCCUGACAUCCUUGAUCAUGUGGUCAGUAUCCACGCCGACACUGUCGUGCACGUGGAUGACAGGUGUAUCCCAACGGGGCGCAUGGUGCCUGUCGCCGACCUCACCGUCGGCCGCGACGCGCCCUUUGACUUCCGCCAGCCGCGCCGCAUUGGCGACGGUAUCGAUGCUCCAAGCUCCCAGCUGAUCUACUGUGAUGGCUACGAUCACUGCUUUGUCCUCAAUGCCGGUCAGCCAAGGACAUCGCCUGAGGGCGCACCUCAAGGCCUUCGGGAGCUGGGCAUCGCGCUCAAUGCAGCGCAACUGGUCCGCUCCCGGCCGGCGGACGCAGUCCUCGAGGAGCCGAUGUCUGGGCGGAGGAUGGAGGUCUUCACUGAGGAGCCAGGCCUCCACUUCUUCACCAACAACAUCCCCCAGAGCAUCCUCGGGCUUGGUGGCCGUGGGAAGCAUGGCGUGGAAGAGUACACGUACCGCACUGGGGUGUGCUUCGAGACGCAGCACCUCCCAGAUAGCCCGAACCAGCCUUCAUUUCCUUCGACGGUUCUACGACCUGGUGCCAGACACCAAAGCGAGACCGUCUUCGUGUUCGGUGUGAGCUGA